Messenger RNA from Catharus ustulatus (Swainson's thrush), 4245 nucleotides. Its product is annotated as serine/threonine-protein kinase pim-1-like. Lineage: Eukaryota; Metazoa; Chordata; Aves; Passeriformes; Turdidae. The record is from RefSeq and is a predicted model, not a curated record. Gene Ontology annotation, cellular component: cytoplasm. Gene Ontology annotation, molecular function: protein serine/threonine kinase activity; ATP binding. Gene Ontology annotation, biological process: protein autophosphorylation; negative regulation of apoptotic process.
AUGGGGGCCAAGCAGGCUUCCCUGGCCAGACCUCCGCCACUCAGCAGCGCAGCCACCAGCCCUGAGCCUCUGGGGCCCGGGGCGGGUGGGGUUGCCCGGCCCGGGACGGUCGGGGGGCGGUCGGGGGCCGGGUCUGGCCCCGGGCCGAGCGCUGACGGCCGCGUGUCGCCCGCAGGGCAGGCGCAGGAGGCCUUGCAGGAACGGUACCGGCUGGGUUCGCUGCUGGGGCGCGGAGGCUUCGGCAGCGUCUUCUCGGGGACCCGGCUCGCGGACGGUGCCCCGGUGGCCAUCAAAUGCGUGCCGCGGGAUCGCAUCCAUCGCUGGGGCGAGCUGCCCAAUGGCACCCGUGCGCCCCUGGAGAUCGUGCUGCUCGACAAGGUGUCCACUGGGUUCCGUGGAGUGAUUCAGCUCCUGGAGUGGUUUGAGCUCCCCAGCUGCUUCUUGUUGGUGCUGGAGCGUCCAGAGCGAUGUCAGGACCUCUUUCAUUUCAUCGUGGCUCGGGGAUUCCUGCCGGAGGAGGAGGCGCGGGGGCUGUUUCGCCAGGUGCUGGAGGCCGUGCAGCACUGCAGCAGCUGCGGGGUCCUGCACAGGGACAUCAAACCUGGCAACAUCCUCAUCGACCUGGCCACCGGGCAGAUCAAACUGAUUGACUUUGGCUGUGGCACCUUCCUCCAGGACACAGUCUACACCCAAUUCGCAGGAACACUGUCCUACAGCCCCCCAGAAUGGACCCACCUCAAAUGUUACCACGGCAAGGCAGCAACGAUCUGGUCCCUGGGUAUCCUGCUGUACCAGAUGGUCUGCGGGAAGCACCCGUUCAAGAGGGGCCAGGACAUCAUCUGGGGCCAGCUCAAGUUCCCACAACGGCUCUCUCAAGAGUGCCAAGAUGUCAUCAGCUGGUGUUUAUCCAUGCGCUCCUUGGACAGGCCAUCUGUGGAAGAUCUGUUCUAUGACCCUUGGCUGCAGGAUGUUCAUCUGCCCUAGAAGAUGGGAGACAUUCACAGGCCCCAUUUGAUCCUGGAGCCUGGAUCCAACAGCUCCACACAUCUCUUGGUGAUAAGAAGCAAAGUCCUGCCUGUACCAUGGAGCAGGGGUCAUCAGAUGGGAACAUCUGUUCUGGAGCUGAGCUGGUCUUGUAAGCGCUGGUGGCCACCAUCCAACCUGGUUUUACUUGUCCUGGUCCAGUGAUGACUGAGUCCCUGGGCAGAGCACUGACAGCCUGGUCUGGGCCCCAGGGAAGGAGAAACAGCCCCUGGAGAAGCUGGACCAGGUGGGGCUGCUGCAAGGACAAGCUCAAGGAUGACAACCUCUUCCUUGACCUGGCCACUGGCAGCUGGAGAUGAUCCACUUUGAUUCUGGCACCUUCUUCAAAGACAUGAUCCACGCCCAAUUUGCAGCCGGGCUCUGCGGAUGCUGAGGCAGCUCUGGGCUUUGCCAGGGCUUUGCUGGGCUCAGCCCUGGGCACAGCUGGGCCUGCUCUGCCCUCACAUGGCUCUGACAGCUUUGCAUCAGACGAGCCCGUUCUGAGCACACCGCCUGAGCUUUCUGCUUUUGCAGGUGAGUGAGACUCUCCUGCAGGCCAAGACAGUUGCAGUUAGGGACACACACCCAAUUGGCAAGAACCCAAAUUCUCCACAGUCCCAACUGAACGCCUGGAUCUCCACAGGAUGUUUUGUGUCCCCCACUCUUCAUUCCUUUUUGGCUGGAAUGGUGCAGUUGCACUUUCUUCCUCCUCUAGAAGUGCCACGAGUGGGCAAAACCUGGCUGAGUGGGCCGUGUUCCUAAGGCAGUGCAGUCUGGAGCUGAUGGAUGGAGAAUUGCCCUUCUGCCCUUCCAAAGCAGAGCAAAAAGCUGAAACAUGUCCUAAAAAAGGAGUGUCCUUUGCUCCUGAUUCCUGUGUGGAGCAGCUCCCUUCCUGCUGGCUGAGCUGUUCAGGGAGAGCCCAGCAGCUCCUGGCCCUGCAGGGCAGAGGCUUUUCCCUGUUGCUGGGCACAGACUGAUGGAGCAGCACUGCUGAACACGGGGACACAUGGAGGGACCAGGAGCAGCUGCCUUUGUCCACCUGGAGCUCCAAGGCCCAAACUCUGAGCAGACAGGGCUGGAAGAGACUCGCAGGCUCCCUGUUUGCUGUGCUGCCCCACUUGUGCCCAGCCCAGCUCUGUGUGGGGCACAGGGAGAACAAGGGGCAGCUCCCUCCCAGCCCCCAGCCCAGGGACCCCUCUGGCCCCGGGGCUUGGGGCACUGUCAGCACCUGCUGCUCCAGCCACCGCUUCUGCUGGCACUGACAGCAACACCCAAAUUGUGGCUGAUCCCGAGGGAGCAGCAGCAGUGCCUGGAUCUGAUCCCUGACUCUGGGCAGGGCUGGACAAAUGACCCCCACAGCAGCAGCAGCAGCAGCACAUGGACCGGACUUUCAGCACAGCCCCUGGCACUCUUCCCUCCCGUGUGCAGGGGUGUCACAGCAGCCUGGGGCACCUGGGAGCCCCCAGUGCCAGCAGGGACUGGAGAUGGCAGCCCUGGGCUCCUGGAGCUUGUGCAGGGAACAGAGGUGGGGACUCCCUGUCCAUGUGGAGCUUCCAGAUGGAAAAGGCUGCUGUGAGCAGGCAGCUCCAAGGGCACAGAAAGGAGGGGCUGGAGCCCUUGAUCUGUGCCAGUUCCACAGUCCUGGGCAGCAGCCACCGCGCCCCAGGGGAACAGAGGGCACAGCAAGAGGGACAAAACCAGUCAAGGUCAGAGACUGGGAAGAGCCAGAGCUGGGAGCAGGAGCAGCUGCUUCACUGCACCCUUGGAGAAAGCUCUUGGCUGGUUCAAAGUGCUGAAUGGUGUGAAGGGCAGGGAGGAGGCCACACCAACAAUGCUCCUGGAUCCACACCCUCCCCUCUCAGUGUCCCAGAAGGAAUUGGAUGAAGUGUGUUCUUCUAUCUGAGUUGUCUCGUUCAGCAUGAGCAGCUCAGCACCAGGAGCUAAAGGAGCUGAAGCCUCAGGCCUCAAGAGCUGACCAAGAGGGGACUUUUGGACCAAAGUAAUGCUGCUAACAUGGACCUAGCUGAAUGCAGCAGAUGGAAUCCUGGAAUUAUAGAGUCCUUUCUGUUGGGAAAGACCUCUGAGCUCACCCAGUCCUGCUGUUCACCCAGCACUGCCAAGCCCAGCACUAAAUCACAUCCCUGAAGCCUGGACAAGAGGCCCUGACUGAGGCCUGGACAACAGGCCCUGAGCCAAAGGUGAUCUCUGGAUGAACCUUCCAACCAAAUGUUAUCUUUGUAUCCACUCAUUAACGAAAUGUGCAUGAGUCAUUGGCACUGUGAUAGAUGUAUGCAUUCAUUAGUGAAAUACGGAAUGACCUUUCUGUAUUUAGAAGCCAAACAAGGCCAUGAAAUCCAACAUCUGGCCUUGUUUGGGGCUGUAUGGUCAAAGCCAACUCCCUUGGUUCCUCCUUGAGCCCUGGCCAGGCUUUGGGAGGAGCCCAAGAGGAGGAUGAAACCAGAUGUUCCUGCACCAGAAGUGCUGUCACUUUGUUUAUUCAGCACUGUCAAAGCUGGGCCCUCUGCCAGCAGGGUUGGAAGCCUCACCUGUGGCUGGAGGCACCUGCAGGAAUUCCCAGUGUCCGGGAGUGGCUCUGCAGUCCUUGGCUGUGCCAGCUUCCCCCAGCUGAUGUGUGGGUCUGGGUGAUGGUAAAGCCUGGGGGUAACUGGUGAUGGAUCAUUCUUAAUCACUGUGGGCAGUCUUUGGUAGUGAUGGUUGGUGCAUUGCUGAGCUUCUCCUUUUGUGAUUCUUUGCUGCUUUGAACUUAGAAAAUUACACUGAUUCCUUCAGUUGGUGUCUGUGUCUUUGGUGCUGACCUUGCCCACUGGUAGAACCAAAUUGGCGUAGUCUGGCUGGAUCACAACAAAAUGUCACUUUUUAAAUGUCAGUGUAAGGAAUCAGUCCUAUCCGAAAUUCCUGGAUGCAAAGCACUUCCCUAGAGUUCGCUGUCUCUGGAGUGGGCUGAGGUCCGAGCACCGUGUGAGCAGUGGAGCAGUCAGUUAAAAGAGGCUGAACCACUGGAUGUCUUCACAUGCAUCCAAAAAUUGCAUAUAGAAAAAGGAAGAUUACUUGGGGGUUUGGGAUGAUGAGGAUGGAUUUUGUUAACAGCAUAUUGGAAACAGCACCAACAGAAAGAACAGUUUUUGUUGGAACACUCCCACAUGGAGCCACAGAAGAAAUUUUACUCUUGAGCUUGAAUUUCUUUGUGCCAGUGAAAUAACA